Molecule: messenger RNA, 876 nt
Organism: Boleophthalmus pectinirostris (great blue-spotted mudskipper)
Lineage: Eukaryota; Metazoa; Chordata; Actinopteri; Gobiiformes; Gobiidae
Gene: fgf19
Product: fibroblast growth factor 19
Exons: 6
Coding region: 1-876 (291 amino acids)
Biological process (GO): positive regulation of protein phosphorylation; fibroblast growth factor receptor signaling pathway; cell differentiation
Cellular component (GO): cytoplasm
Molecular function (GO): fibroblast growth factor receptor binding; growth factor activity
Source: RefSeq, a predicted model, not a curated record
AUGAACCGACGAGGGAAGCUCUACGGCUCUUUGUAUUUCAACAAUGAGUGCAAGUUCCGGGAGAAUCUCUUGGCCAACAACUAUAACGCCUACGAGUCGGUGGCGUACCCGCGCAUGUUCAUCGGCCUGAGCAAGAACGGCAAAACAAAACGCGGAAGCCGAGUGUCCCCCGCCAUGACGCAUCACAGCCGCCUCCAGGGGGAGCCAGGUGAACUCUGGAGACACAACAGGAAAGCCUCCCUCACGCCACUCUGUAGUUUCGACAUUGUGGCCGUAGUGGGUGUUCUGCUGAGCACUGGAGUCGCGUGCGCGCCUCUCGCGGAGCACGGGGCGGAAGCGGCGCGCGGCUGGGCGCAGGUGGUGCGGCGCAGACACCUGUACGCGGCCAGGACGGGUCUGCACCUGCUGAUCAGCGCGGACGGACACGUGCACGGCUCCGCGGACCAGAGCCCCUACAGUCUGCUGGAGAUCACUCCGGUGAGCCCGGGCUGUGUGGCCCUCAGAGGAGUCGAGUCUGAUCGCUUCUUGUGCAUGCGUGAGGAUGCCUCGCUCUACACUUCGAGCGCCUACACGAGGGAGGACUGCUCCUUCAGGGAGCAGGUGCUGGCUGACGGAUACAGCGCGUACUCGUCUGACGCACACGGGCUCCUGCUCAGCCUGGGCACCCAGCGCCAGAGGCACAGGGGGCGGGACAGAGGAGCGCCAGCUCUGGCACAGUUUCUGCCCCGGGUCAGCUCUCUGGAGCUGCUCACUCAACUGCGCUUCCCCCCAGCUGCCCUGCCUCCCACCACACAACCUCAGGAGCCAUUGGAGCACAUGGACUCGUUUGGAAGGCUCUCUCAGAUUAUCCACAGCCCCAGCUUCCAUGAGAGAUGA